ACCGUGCGCAACAAACAACAGGACGAGUUGCUUAGAGGCUUUGGAGAAAUGCAAGGAUCAUCAUCCAUGGUUUGCCAUUGAACAGGAAUACACUUUGCUAGACGGAGAUGGUCACCCUCUUGGUUGGCCAAAGGGCGGUUUCCCUGGCCCACAGGGUCCUUAUUACUGUGGUGUUGGAACUGGCCGUGUUUUUGGUAGAGAAGUUGUUGAAGCCCACUACAUGGCGUGUCUAUAUGCUGGGAUUAUGCAUGGCGGCGAGAAUGCAGAGGUUAUGCCAGGACAGUGGGAAUUCCAGAUCGGACCGGUGGAAGGAAUUGACCUCGCAGAUCAGACAUGGAUGGCAAGGUACAUAUUAUCACGAAUAUCCGAGCACUUCGGUGUAAUUGAUACACUGGAUCCGAAGCCAAUGAAUGGCGACUGGAACGGUGCUGGAGCACACAUGAACUUCAGUACAUCUGAUAUGCGAAAAGAUGGUGGACUGUCGGAGGUGUACGCGGCUGUAGAGAAGCUUUCAAGGAGACACGAAUACCACAUAAAGAUGUACGAUCCAAAUAGCGGAGAAGACAACAAACGGAGAUUGACAGGCCUUCACGAAACCUCUACCAUACACGAUUUUUCACACGGUGUGGCGAACAGAGGGUGCAGUAUUAGAAUUCCACGUCAAUGUGCUCUUGAUAAUAAGGGAUACCUGGAAGAUAGGCGACCGUCAGCUAAUUGUGAUCCGUAUUCAGUUUGUGAAGCUCUUAUAAGAACCAUUGUUCUUAAUGAAAGGGAUUGCCCACAUGUUGACGAGAACAUUGCAGAAAAUGGAGACACAGAUAAAAAGGCUGUCGACGAAGCACUGGGAGGAUUGGGCCUUCUCACUAAAUCUGAUAUGGAGAACAUGAUAUCAAAACUCGAGAAUAAAUUACUUGGGUGUAUUAAAAAGGAAGUAAACAAGGCAGCUAAACCGUUGGAAGCACGUGUGGAGGACCGCAAGUCGACCAUGGCUUUCAAGUCUGCAGUAACAUCGUGUUUCUUUAAUAUCUGCAAGCAAAAUGCUUCAACAGUAGCAAAGAGAUAUCUGUCUAUAUCGACCAAGCUAACAGUAUCAGCAGCGAUGUCAUCACGUAGAGGUUCAAAGACAGAAUUGAACACAGCCAGGAGACUUGGUGCAAUCCGCCAUUACGCCGGUACUGACCAAGCUAUAUUGAGCUCGUACAUGGACCUGCAGUCAGACAAGGUCAUUGCAACAUAUGUUUGGAUUGAUGGAAGCGGAGACCACACUAGAGGCAAAUCAAGGACACUUGAUAAUGAACCGGAGCGUCCGGAAGAUCUUCCGGUCUGGAACUAUGAUGGUUCAUCGACAGGCCAGGCACAGGGUGAGAACAGUGAUACAUUCUUGUAUCCAAGGAGAAUUUUUCCGGAUCCCUUUCGCAGAGGCAAAAACAAGCUUGUUCUUUGUGAUACUUACAACUACCAAAAUGAACCGUGCGCAACAAACAACAGGACGAGUUGCUUAGAGGCUUUGGAGAAAUGCAAGGAUCAUCAUCCAUGGUUUGCCAUUGAACAGGAAUACACUUUGCUAGACGGAGAUGGUCACCCUCUUGGUUGGCCAAAGGGCGGUUUCCCUGGCCCACAGGGUCCUUAUUACUGUGGUGUUGGAACUGGCCGUGUUUUUGGUAGAGAAGUUGUUGAAGCCCACUACAUGGCGUGUUUAUAUGCUGGGAUUAUGCAUGGCGGCGAGAAUGCAGAGGUUAUGCCAGGACAGUGGGAAUUCCAGAUCGGACCGGUGGAAGGAAUUGACCUCGCAGAUCAGACAUGGAUGGCAAGGUACAUAUUAUCACGAAUAUCCGAGCACUUCGGUGUAAUUGAUACACUGGAUCCGAAGCCAAUGAAUGGCGACUGGAACGGUGCUGGAGCACACAUGAACUUCAGUACAUCUGAUAUGCGAAAAGAUGGUGGACUGUCGGAGGUGUACGCGGCUGUAGAGAAGCUUUCAAGGAGACACGAAUACCACAUAAAGAUGUACGAUCCAAAUAGCGGAGAAGACAACAAACGGAGAUUGACAGGCCUUCACGAAACCUCUACCAUACACGAUUUUUCAUACGGUGUGGCGAACAGAGGGUGCAGCAUUAGAAUUCCACGUCAAUGUGCUCUUGAUAAUAAGGGAUACCUGGAAGAUAGGCGACCGUCAGCUAAUUGUGAUCCGUAUUCAGUUUGUGAAGCUCUUAUAAGAACCAUUGUUCUUAAUGAAAGGGAUUAG
Messenger RNA from Rhopilema esculentum, 2245 nucleotides. Lineage: Eukaryota; Metazoa; Cnidaria; Scyphozoa; Rhizostomeae; Rhizostomatidae. The record is from RefSeq and is a predicted model, not a curated record.